AUGAAAAUGGCGACAAGGUUGAUUGGGGGAAUUCUGACGUCUGCCACUUUCUGGUUCAUCAUCAUCCUAUCUGUGACCAUGAUCUGGUAUGGUGGGAAGCAUUGGAGUAAUCGUAAAAAUACAGCAUUCAGUCUCUUCACUUGGACACGUCCGUACAUGACAAGCAAGAAUAUAACACUUGGCGAGCAGCCAACGAACAAUUACAAUGAUUUAAUGCAACAAAAUCGACUCGCAGAGGUCAAGAGAGAGUUUCUUGAUCUUUCACUGACCAAUGAAACUAUGUACCCUGCCAACAGAACCGGCAACUAUAUCUUUUCAAAUCCUAAUGUCUGUAAAGAUGUUUCCAAUAUCGAUUUCAUCAUUAUCGUGCACACAGCACCUACACAGUUUGAAAGAAGACAACGAAUCAGAGCCACUUUCGCGAACACAUCUUUGUUUUACCCAGCCCAAAUACGUGCUGCUUUUUUAUUGGGUAUAACGACGGAUAGCAAAUUAACGGAGAUGUUAUGGCGGGAACAUAGAACAUACAACGAUACGGUUAUGGGAGAUUUCAUCGAUGAUUAUCACAACCUGACAUUGAAGGGAGUCAUGGGACUCCGCUGGGUCAAAGAUCACUGUCCAAAUGCUGCUUUUGUGCUGAAAAUAGAUGACGACGUAGUAAUAAAUAUGUUUGCGCUAGUUCACUUGUUCUUACCACAAAUGAAGGCAAUGAAGAGAACUAUUUUCUGUAUGGUAUUAUUCAAUGGUACAAUGUUCGUACACAGAACAGGUAAGUGGAAAGUGGACUCUCAUAUUUUGCCAAAUAGGACACACUAUCCUUUUUCAUACUGUACAGGUUUUGCCGUAAUACUCACACCAGACUUGAUUAACGAAUUGUACCAGGCUGCAAACGUUUCCCCGUUUUUCUGGAUUGAUGACGUUUACCUGUUCGGAGUGUUGCCAUAUGUUAUCGGUAACAUCAAUUUUACACACUGUGAAUUCAAUAUAUUUCUACCAGAGUCAUAUAAGAAGGCUGUAAACUGUACGUUACCACAAAAAAUGGCCAUCCCAAUGUUUUCUCUUCAUCUGCACGACAGAGAUUUCUGGACUUGCUGGUACCAGAUGAAAAGUGAACAGCAAAGUUAA
This is a messenger RNA of Candidula unifasciata, 1125 nucleotides long. The record is from the annotation of a GenBank genome assembly. NCBI's taxonomy places the organism in Eukaryota, Metazoa, Mollusca, Gastropoda, Stylommatophora, Geomitridae.